GAAACUCGGACUGACAGAGGAGGACUCCCUGUCUCCAUUUGUUUGACUCCAGGAGAAGAAGGCACAAGCCCAACAGAUGCAAAAUGCUCUAGACUUGAAGGAAGAGGCCUUCAGGGAGAAGAUGAAAGCCAUAGCCUGCCGGUGGAGGGACCUGCACUCCAACGAGACUCAGCUGAAAACCCACAUGGAGAAAUCUGGGAGGAUUACAAAGGAAAACGAUAAGAUGUGAAUCCAAGCUCUGAAGAAAGCCAGCAAAGAGAGAGAGAGGAAGGUGCAAAAGGAGAGUGAGCUUUUGAGAGCAAAGAGGGAACUGGAAGCCCUGAGAAAUAAGCACCAGAAACUCAGCAACAAAGUGCAGAAGUACUCCAUCUUCAACAAAUACUGGGAGGAUGUGGUGAAGAUCUCACAGUUUGAGGAGAUCCAGGAAGUCAUUUCACGCUACAAGAUGUUGGUGAGGACGCACAAGGACCUGCUGCAGUCGCAACACGGGUACAAGGAAAUGUCUGAGCAAGCCCAGGUGCUUCUGGACCAGCAUGCAGCAGAGACAGAAGCAGAGAUCCUGCAGUGUGAAAAUGAGCUGGUGCACCUCCAACGGUAUUUCGACAGGGCUCCAAACUUCCUGGUCCGGGCUAAGAAAGCUCAGAAGUUGGGGACUGUCAGGAUGACCAUCUUCCACCUCUUCCAGUGCAUGAACACGCAGCUGAAGGCAAACCUGAGUGUGAUGGCAGCUGACAGCCACCGGCAGCUAAACAUGGUAGAGCUGAGCCAGACCCCUUCUCCCAGCCCAGAAGGAGGAGCAGAGAUGAAGCUUAGCCGCCCAAAGGGAAGGGAGAGCUGA
Molecule: messenger RNA, 838 nt
Organism: Eurypyga helias (sunbittern)
Lineage: Eukaryota; Metazoa; Chordata; Aves; Eurypygiformes; Eurypygidae
Product: coiled-coil domain-containing protein 42A-like
Biological process (GO): spermatid development
Source: RefSeq, a predicted model, not a curated record